CCACCAUGAGCGACGACGAUUCAGACGAUUCAUUAACAAUGGACCUUGAGCAGGUAGGGCGGUUCUCAUUCUCCGCCCCUAGCUUCGCCCAUCUCGACUUGCAGUGGGGUACCUUGCCUAAAUAUCACGACAUCCCGUCGCUUGUGACGUCGUUCACGACACGGACACAGAUGUGGAACGUGCUCAACGAUUUGGACGUCGGGGUAUCUAUCCAGACGGCACUUGAGCGAUUGAAACCGAUCCAGAAGGUGAUCCAGGACGCGAUCCAGCUUCGGCUAGACGAAGGCGAAACCGAGGGGGACAAUACAGAGCCGAUCGGUGUGGAGCCGCUCGUAGAAUCCCGCGGGAUUCCUAUUAUGGAGGAUGUUGUUGCGCCGAAAGAUGCACGCUGGGAAGGAUUCACCCCGACGGAACUCUCCCAGUUGGUUUCGUUUGGGCCGGAUGAGGACCUCAGGGACGAAGCCGUGAAACGAUCCAAGAUCCGGGGAAUCCAGCAGCACACAAAAUUGAAUGACAUCCAGAAGGGGCAACUAAUCAACAAGCUUAUGAUGGGAGAGCACUACUACUUGGAUACCAGGCUGGAAACCCCAGGAACCCCCGGGCUUAUGGAGCGUAUCGGCGAGGACAGGGUCCACCUUUCGGCCCAAGACAAAAUCCCAAGCUACCACAAUGAAGAGAAAGGGGUGUUGGGAUGCUCACACUAUCAGCGAAAUUGCAAGAUUGAGUGCUCGCGCUGCCAGAAGUGGUACCCGUGCCGGUUUUGUCACGAUUCCGACCCCCACAACUCCUGCAAACAGCUCAUCCGCAAGGAAACGCGACACAUCUUGUGCCAGCGGUGUUUCACGCCGCAAGAACCGUCGGAAACCUGCGUCAACUGCGAAGCCACCUUCGCACUCUAUUUCUGCGCUGCGUGUGUGCUAUACGACAACGAUCCUUACAAGGACAUUUACCAUUGCGACGGCUGCGGAAUCUGCCGCUUGGGGCUCGGUUUGGGUAAGGACUUCUACCAUUGCAAGGGCUGCAACGCAUGUAUCUCGACCUCGUUACAGUCCACCCACAAGUGCUUGGAGCAGUCGACAGCGCGAGACUGUCCCAUCUGCAACGAAUUCAUGUUUACGUCGACCAAGACCGUCGUCUUCAUGCCGUGCGGGCAUGCCAUCCACCAACAGUGCUACAACCAGCACACCAAGCAUUCCUAUAAGUGCCCCAUCUGCACCCGCACGAUCCUCAAUAUGGAGGCGCAGUUUCGGGUGCUUGACCAGGAAAUUGAGAACAUGCCGAUGCCUGGGAUAUACAGCAGCUGGCGGUGUUUCAUCCAGUGCAUUGACUGUGGGGGAAGAAGCGAGUGUCUGUAUCAUAUUUUAGGAUUAAAGUGUGGGUACUGUCGGAGCUACAACACUACUCAGAACCUGUUGAUCAAGCCAGAAGAGGGAGGAGAGGUGGAGGUGGAGACUACAGGAAAUGACUCUGGUAUCAUCCGAUCAGGCAACACGUUGUCGCAGAAUUUUAACCAGUAUUCGCUGCCGGCGUCCUUCUCGUUGCUUUCGCAUCUCAACACCAUCCACAAUAGCAUCUCCCUGUUGAGCAACCUCGAGUUGUCUGCCAACAGCCAGGGCGAGGUAAUUGAGCGGGAAUCCAGCGACGAUGACUUGUCAGACGGGGAUAUUCUCCAGAGGCCAAACUUUCUUCAGAGCAAUUAUGCGGGAUUUAUGUCGUUUACGUCGCCUGGAAAGGGGGAGGAGGAGGGGGGGAAGGGAACGGGCGGGGGGAAGAAGGGAGCGAGUUUGGCGGAGGUGUUUAAGAAGUGGAUGUCACAGGCGGUGGAUGAUGCAGAAGAGCACAGCGGGUCAAUCAUCUAAUCCCGAUCGAAGAAGGGGUAAGACUGGUUUCUAGCCAUAUAAAUUCCACAACUUCAGGAAGGAUAAUCCUACAGAACAGCGAUCCUCCCCCCGGAGAGAACGUAUAAUAGAUAUGACAAGAAUUAAGAAUUAAAGACUUUAAGGAAAAUAGCGAUAUAUAGAACAUUAUCGGGGUAAAGCAAAAGAUUACAUAUAUUGGAAUAUCACCCAG
Babjeviella inositovora NRRL Y-12698 is the source of this 2070-nucleotide messenger RNA. RefSeq lists its product as uncharacterized. Gene Ontology annotation, cellular component: nucleus. The record is from RefSeq and is a predicted model, not a curated record. NCBI's taxonomy places the organism in Eukaryota, Fungi, Ascomycota, Pichiomycetes, Serinales. Gene Ontology annotation, biological process: ubiquitin-dependent protein catabolic process; protein ubiquitination. Bases 6 to 1859 code for a protein of 617 amino acids. The transcript has a single exon. Gene Ontology annotation, molecular function: zinc ion binding; ubiquitin protein ligase activity.